CUGGUAAAGAGCAGAGUUUAAUGUAAAAUGUCUCUCUCAGCGUCACAAAGAUUGAUUUACAUGUUUUAUUUUGAAGCGGACUAUUAUUAGAAAACAUUUCAUUUUGGGUUUUCAUUUUCUGGAAAGACAUUUAAGACUCAGUUUAUGUGAAAACAAAGAUUAUGCUGUUAAUAAUUAAACAUUGUCAUUUUCUGGUACGAAACUAAAGGUCUGAGCAUCGGGUUGAACUUUCAGGCUUUUGAUGUACUUACAUUAUAAUUUAGAACAAAACCAUUGCUAUUUCACUUUUAUAUCAAAAUAGCAAAGAAAACAAAAUUCCAAUUGCGGCUAAAAUAAAUAUUAUUUGAUUAACCUUUUUUUAUUAUUAUUACUGCUUCAUCUAGUAGUUGUAAAAAGCUCAUUGCAUGGAUUCUUACAUGCGUUUACAGUUUUUUCCUUAUGUAAUAAAGCAUGUAGAUUAACCAUAUAUUAGCUGAUAACAUUGUCUGAAUCGGCUGCAGAACUAGAAUUAGCCAAUCACACUUUUUCUUUACAUAAAUAAAAAACAAAAUAAAGUCUGACUGAACAGAUAUGCAGCUUCUAGCUUCCCAACAGUGAUAUGGUGGCAGUCCUUUACUGGUCAUGCCACAAACAUAUUCACUUUUUGAAUGCUGAAUAUUUCCAAAGAGUCAAACUUUUAUGUUUUGAGAGGUUGGAAAAAGUUUAGCAGUUGAUUGGCAGCAGCAUGUAAGGGUGGAACUGAGAAACUGUACACAGCACAGGGAAAACUUUAGACGCAGAGAAACAUAACCUGUCAUCGAACUGUAAGGAUUACUAAACAUGUGAACGGUGGGAUGGAAAGUUUCGGCCAACUUUUUUGUGCCUUUAUACCAGUAUCCAGGUACCAGCAGCUGAGAUCAAAUGUAACAUUAGAGUGGAACUAAAACCACUACAAAAAGUUUACAGUAAACUUUUGCUUUCCUUUUCUUCACACUGUAAAAUAAUAAGAAAAAAGAGAUUUACGACUGCUGGACAAAAAUGAGUCAGAGUGAUUCAUUUGUGUGGGGAAUGUGGUUUCCAGAAAUCCUGCCAAUCUGUAAUUUAAUGCAGGGUGGCAUUAAAUCAACAUGACAAAUGUUUUAGCCUUAAAACUGCAUAUAUAACCCAAAAACUUUUUUUUUAGUCUCAAGAUUUUCUCCAACUUUCAAACCAUAUACUAGUUUACUUACAGAAAUAGCCAAGCACUCGGACAAGUUGAGUUCCUGCAAGUUUUUGCAUUCGCCUAAAGGAAAGAAAAAAAGAGAAAAGAAAAAACAAAAUGAGCAAAGCAAGGCUUGUUAAAUUGUUUUCAUCUAUGUACUAGUAAUAAACCUCGAUACAUAUCAAUUUUAUGUGAUGUCUCUUCUCUUUGAUGAUGUGCUGACUUGAGCUUUUUUUCCACAACAGAGUAAAGAGAAUCUGUGUUGCAUCAAAACCAACACAGCUGCCCGUCAGACAGCGGACUGAAGACUUUCUUCACAGAUUCCCGCUUUGACUCUUGCUCCUGUAGGUGAAAAUAAACACCCUGCAGAGUUCAGGAUGCGUGUGAUCUCACUGAUCUUUUUAGUCCUUGUGGCUCUUUCGCUGCUCCCUUCCACCGAGCCAAAGAGACCAGGGAAGGGCCGAGGACUUAAGAGGCAGAAACUUACACGGGAAAGGUCAAGGAUGAAGGCUCUGCGGCGUCAGAGCAGAUCGGGCCUUUCUGGCGUUGUGAUACCAAACUGCUCAGAGAUGACUCAAUCUGGAGAAGUCUAUCUGGAUUGUCAGGAUCAAAGUCUCACUUUCAUCCCCAGCUCAAGCACCUGGUCCAGAGUACCUAACCAUCUCCUUCUGGCCCGCAACCAAAUUAAAGCGCUCCGCGGUGGAUCCUUCCUUGGAUACGAACGUUUAUCCAGUCUGGAUCUUCAACAAAAUCAGAUCUCACAAGUGGAUGAAGAUGCUUUUCAGGGUCUAACUCACCUAACCACCCUGCUGCUGCAACACAACCAACUGAGAACGCUCAGCGAAGAGGCGCUCAUCCCAAUGCCAAACCUUCACUAUCUGCGUCUCUACGACAAUCCCUGGAAAUGUCUCUGUCCAAUGGAAAGCCUCAUACGCACUCUUCAAGUCCCAAGCAACCGUAACCUAGGGAAUCAUGCCAAGUGUGCAGAACCAGUCAGCCUUAAGGACAGGAAGCUGAAGCAGAUCGAUCCUGAAUUACUGUGUGAGGAAUUUGGCCCAAACAUCAACCUCACUCAAACUAUAGAACCCAUUCCGAUCCGCGGCAAACUAGACGCCACCGCGCUGUGCCACACUUACAUUUUCCCCGUUUCGUGGUUGGACUGCAGGAACCGAGGUCUAACUGAGGUGCCUUCAGGUAUUCCAGACAGUGUUGUUCGGGUCGAUCUGUCCCUUAAUCAAAUCCACCAUCUUAAACCCAGAGAUUUUCAAGGAGCAAAAAGUCUCAGAAUCCUAAACCUCAGCAACAACGACAUGCAGCGGAUCGACACGGGGUCCCUGUCUGGACUUUUACACCUUCAAGAGCUGGACCUGUCAUCCAACAGGCUGCAUUUUGUUCAGUAUGGAGUUCUUGAAGAUUUGUACUUCUUGUCCAAGCUAAAACUAGGAGGAAAUCCUUGGAUGUGCGACUACAACAUACACUACAUGGUGUAUUGGCUACGUCUGCAUCCAGGGGUGAAGCACUCUGGCCUGCUUUGCCAAUCUCCCCUAGAAUAUAAUGGGGAGAGAGUGGAGGACUAUGUGCAUUCUUACAACAGAGACUGUCCUAAAGACAGACAGCUCAGCAGACCGGAUCAAAACCAAAGGGACGCCGAGCUUUGGGACUCACCAAUGGAACUACAAGGAGAAAUAGAAGAAGAAGAGUUGGAGCCGAGCCAUCUGAGAGUGGCACAAAAAUACCAGAUCUUCCGACUGGCCUGACUCAAAUGAUUUGUUUUUAAUAAAGACUUUUCAUUUCUCCCUUUCUGUCAAUACAGUACAACAGUCUGCAUCUCAUUGCUAUGUUUUUUGCAUUUUGAUUUUUUCUUGUUACAGUUUGUCAGGUAAUUCAUAAUAUGAACAGUCCCACUGCAGCUGGUUUGACUUUAGCAUUUUAAACAGCACAGCUUACAUUUGAUCACCUGUGGGUAUUGGCACAAGUAAAAGACAUUAAAAAAAACCACAAAUAAAGAAAUUAAAACUCACUGAUAUAUUUUAAGCUGGACCAUUUUGUCGAAUGGCAGCCGCGCAGGUUCAGGUGGGUCACAAAGGGCCGGUAGCUCUUCAGUAUUUUCUGCACUAUAGCAUCUGUUACCCAGUCUUUCCCCACCGAGAAGUCAAUCUAGCAGAGACAAAAACACUUUAGGCAUGAACCUUUACCACUGUACUAAUGGUAUUCAACCUACUUCAGCUUUUUCAGAUUAUGUAACAUUAUAGGCACAGAUAUUUUCAGAUAGAACAAAACAACUAAAUAUGAAGUUCAAGGAGAUAUUUAUAUGGGUUUGAAUUAUUUUAUAAAUAAAAAGCUGAAAUGCUUUGUGUAGAGUCACCAUUUUCUGCACUUCAUACUGAUGUCUCUAUCAGGUUUGCACAUCUAGAGAAAUAGAUUUAUGCUCAUUCUUCUUUGUAAAAUAGUUCCAGCUCAUUCAGUUUAAUUUAUUUGCUCAGAUUCUUAGUUGGAAAUCAGUCUAAGCUUUAAUUGUGGCUUUUUAAUGGACAAAUAUACUUUGGUCUGACCCAUUACUUUGUAGCUCUCUGUUUUAGGUUAUUGUCCUGCAGGAAAAUAAACCUCUGGGACAGAAAACAGGUUUCAAGGAUUGUGCUCCAUUUAGCUCCAACCAUCUCGAUAUCAUGACAUAGCAGCUUCCCUGCCCCUACUAAAGAAAAAUAUUCUGCUGCUCCCUGCAUGUUUUACUAUGUGUGACUUUGUUCAGCAUGCAGGAUAAAAAGUUAUAUUUUGGCCUCAUCUGACCAGAGCGUGUUCUUUCAGUCCUCAAAAUGGCUGACAGGUCUUCUUAUUGUGUCUCUGAUACAUCUCUUCUCCCCUGGUCAGUUGGUUUCGGAGUUAAACCCUAAACCAAGGUUUGUAGCUGUGCCAUAUUCUUUCUAUUUCCAGAUAGUGGAUUGAAAAGAGCUCUUUGAAAUACUUAAAUGUUGUAUAUUUUAUGAGCUAACCUUGCAGUAAACUUCUCCCUGUCCUGUCUGCUGUGUUCAUUAGUCUUCAUGAUGCUGUUUGCUUUCUGAUGUUCUUCAAUGUACUGCUGUAUUUACAUUGAGAUUAAAUUGCAGACAAAAAAACUAA
Molecule: messenger RNA, 4297 nt
Organism: Poeciliopsis prolifica (blackstripe livebearer)
Lineage: Eukaryota; Metazoa; Chordata; Actinopteri; Cyprinodontiformes; Poeciliidae
Product: leucine-rich repeat-containing protein 17-like
Exons: 6
Coding region: 1558-2937 (459 amino acids)
Cellular component (GO): plasma membrane
Molecular function (GO): protein binding
Source: RefSeq, a predicted model, not a curated record